UUCAUACUAUUUAUCGCUUGACCGCCGCGAGCGGCGGUAGUCAGUUGUUUCUUAUCAUGGUCAAUUUCAAGUCCAUAAUGUUGUCAACCUUUAUAUCAGUGUUUAUAAUUUUAACCAUUUUGGCGAGUAUAAGUGGAGAUUGGGUGUUUAAUAGCAUAUUAAAUCAUUCUGUUACAUGUGAUCACAACAAAACUCUAAACAGAGAUGUCUCCAGAGUCCAAGUAUACUUCUACGACUUCAAGAACAAUUAUAACAACAGCUAUCCCAUUGACACUGCCGCAGAAGAGCUCACCAAAUCUUAUAAUCUAGACGUUACCAGGAAACUAGUAUUCUUCGUCCCUGGCUUCAAGUCAAACAUAACCAGAAAAACGGAAGAACUCAUCAGACAAACCUUUAAGGAUGUACAAGAUACCUACCUUAUCAUUAUAGAUCAUUCUCCAUACACUUCUCUGGUACACGGCAAAUCAGACAGCUAUAGCUAUGGCAGAGCAGUAUCCCAUGUGUACUAUAUUGGAAAAGCGCUAGGAAAAUUCUUAACUGCUUUGAGAGCCAAAGGAUUUCCAUCUUCGAAAAUUCAUUGCAUCGGCCACAGUUUGGGAAGCCAGAUCUUGGGCAACGCUGGUUAUGAAUUCAAUAUGCUGACUAAAGAAAAGGUUUGGAGAAUAACUGGGAUAGAUCCUGCUGGUCCUUGCUUCUCAAACAGUUUUAUCGAAGAGCAGAUCCGCUCAGGGCUUUCGGAAUACGUGGAGGUAUACCAUUGCAAUGCUGGUGGAUUAGGGACAACGAGUGUCUUAGCUGACGCGGAUUUUUUUCUUAAUAAAGGAUAUAAGCAGCCUGAUUGUAACGAAGGGCUUUUACCGGUGAAAGGAGACUCUGACCAAGCGAAAUGUAGUCAUAAAGCUUGCGUCACGCUCUGGGCUAAGACGGUCCAUCACCCUGGAGCAUAUUUGGCGUGGGCGUGCGAUUCAUAUAAGUCUUUCUCGAAAGGAAAGUGUGCUGGAAAUGAAGUCACUAUUGCUGGAUACUCAAACCCUGGGAACGCCACUGGAGUGUUCUAUGCGUCUACUGAUGGAUAUGGAAUUUAAAAUGUUUAAUGAUAUUAUAUGUCCUGGAAAACCAAUUUGGCAGGAAGAAGGUGGCAAAUAUGAAAAAUAUAGCGUAUGUUUUUGAUAAGAUCACAUAUUCUUGUAGUUAGUACCUAUAGGUAAAUGAAUUAACUUGCAUAUGUUUUAAUAAUAAAAAUUAAUUGAAUAGUUCAGCACGCAGUGUAUCAGUUACUGCGGAGGCGUCACAACUGUUAAACUGUCAACACAUUGCCCCUCGAAAAAAAAAAACUCAAAUUAAUUGCACUUUAGUUAAGGCUAAAUUAAGAACUUAUUUUAAAAUCGCUUUAUGGCAUUAAGAAAUUCCAAAUUGAACCAAAGCUUCGAUUCAAUUUGGGAUUGUAUUAAAAAUGUUGACUGUAUAGGCGUGAAGGUUAGCUCUGACAUUUAAAAUUUCACGCCUUUUUCCACUGACAGAUUGGUUUUCCAGACUUUAGUUAAUUUAUAUCUUGAUUACGUAGACUAAAAUGUACUAGAGACUGACUGUUGAUUUCGCUAUCAACUUGACAUUAAAUUUAAAGCGUGACCAUUUAUGAUCACGAGCCAUGUUGCGGAAUUUCACUGGAACUAAUUUUUUCAUACUAAACUGAACUGUCACCCUAUACAUGAGAAUAACAGCGCCCUCUUGACAAUGAUCAUAGUACCUAUAUAUUACUGGUCAGGCUUUAGAUAGUACCGUAAAA
Molecule: messenger RNA, 1786 nt
Organism: Cydia strobilella
Lineage: Eukaryota; Metazoa; Arthropoda; Insecta; Lepidoptera; Tortricidae
Product: lipase member H-like
Exons: 2
Coding region: 57-1085 (342 amino acids)
Biological process (GO): lipid catabolic process
Molecular function (GO): lipase activity
Source: RefSeq, a predicted model, not a curated record